UCGGCGGGAAAUUUGAACCCAGGUGAACACGCUGCUGUGAGAACCAUGAGUCUCGCCAUCGGCUGCAGACUCUGCUUUUUUCCACUGGGAUUUGUACUUCUUGUAAAUGGGGCCUCGGUGCAGGAUGUCCACGUGGUUCAUGCUGUUGCAGGAGAAAACGUCACCUUGCCGUGUUCUGUCGGUCAGAUUAAACAAAAUAAAUUCAGUGUGUACUGGCGAUUCAAUGACAGCACGACGGUUUGUGACAUCAUCAGAGGUAAAGUGGAUUUUGAUGAGCAGCACCCAGUGUACAGGGGAAAAGUUAAAUAUUUACCACGAGAGCAAGUGAAAGGAGAUUUCUCCAUUCAACUUCUCAACGUGAACUCGGCCCAUCACGGAAUAUACACCUGCAACAUCCCUAACAUCGCUACAGAGAUUGUACAGCUCACCAUUGAAGAAAGAAGACCCAGUCUAAGACCAAGACAGAAGAAACUGAUUUCACACAACGGAGACUCCAGAGGACAUCCCCACAUUUUUAUGCUUUUCUCAGCUGCUCUGUUAGGACUUUUUCUUCCUGUGACAUUCUAACAGUUUUAUUUUCUAUAAGUAGACAUUUUUAUCUUGUCUCUACAAGAUGCAGUUGACACUGGAAGAAGGUUUUACAAUAAAGCAUUCUUUCUGGAAUCUUGAACAAACACUACAGAUCGUUCACAUAGGACAAAAUUAGAGAACACAGUGGAAACCUGCAUGGAAGUCAUCAUACUUUUGAGCGCACACACACACACACACACACAGGUAACUGAUUUUUAUAAGCCGGCAUGGUUGUGGUUCCAGUCUGCACGUCUCUCACACAUCUGAUGUGUACAGCUCCAGUCUGACCUUCUGCAAUCAAUUUCUCACCAGAUUUUCUCUAAAUGACCAAACCAAACUGUUUUCUGUGUUUCUCCUAAGUGGCUGCUUUUAAAGACUGCCUCUGUUCUUCCACUAGGGGGCAGAAUGGAGUAAUAAUCUCAGGGCUGUAAACUCAGCUACUGACAGAAUGUGCUGAUGAUGUAAUUCUUCAGUAACAAGCUGAAGAUUUAACACUGUAUUUGUGUCUCUUUCUAAAUGAAUUAAUGAGGAGUUUCACAUCAACCAGACCAGAGGUGGACAGUAAAGAAGUACAUUUACUUGAGUACUGUACUUAAGUACACUUUUUGAGUAUCUGUACUUUACUUGAGUAUUAUUUUUUUCUGGAUACUUUUUACUUUAACUUCACUACAUUUGAAAGACAAAUACUCUACUUUUUACUCCACUACAUUUCUGUCAAUGUCAUUGAGUAGAAAGUAGUUACAUUAAUCAUAGGAUGAUUUUUUUUUUCACUCUUGUAGCGUCACGUGUUGUAAAGUUCAGUGGUUUUCCAUCAUUUUUUGAACUCAAUUGCUGACAAAAUGGACGAAUAUAUGCUUUGUAUAUUAUACACCACCAACGCAUUGGUAAUGAUGUUAGUUAACACACAAAAACGUAUGCUGUGUCCAAAUUCUCAUACGAUGUGUCCUAAAUGGUAUUCAAAAAUAGAAUUAGUAUGCCCCAAAUCGUAGUAUACUGAAAAGAGUAUUCCAAAAAUUCCUGGAUUUAUUUCUUGAAAUUGUGAUGAUUAUGGCUUACAGAUAAGGAAAACCCAAAAUUCUGUGUCUCAGAGAAUUAGAAGUUCAAUAUUGGAAAGUCAUGGUGUCGCACCCUAAUCAGCUAAUUACCUCAAAACACCUGCAAAGGUUUCCUGAGCUUUUAAAUGGUCUCUCAGUCUGGGUCAGUAGGCUACACAAUCAUGGGGAAGACUGCUGACUUGACAGUUAUCCAGAAGACAGUCAAUGACACCCUCCACAAGGAGGGGAAGCCACAAAAGGUCAUUGCUAAAGAAGCUGGUUGUUCACAGAGUGCUGUAUCCAAGCAUAGAAAGUUGAGUGGAAGGAAAAAGUGUGGUAGGAGAAGGUGCACCAGCAAAAGGGAUAACCGCAGCCUUGAGAGGAUUCUCAGGCAAAAUCCAUUCAAGAAUUUGGGGGAGAUUCAGACGAAUCCUAGACAGGGCCUACAAAUGUCGCAUUCCUGCCCACACUGCUAAAGGUACCAAAAGCUGGUUCAAUGACCAUGGUGUUACUGUGCUUGAUUGGCCAGCAAACUCGCCUGACCUAAACCCCAUAGAGAAUCUAUGGGGUAUUGUCAAGAGGAAGAUGAGAGACACCAGACCCAACAAUGCAGAUGACCUGAAGGCCGCUAUCAAAGCAACCUGGGCUUCCAUUACACCUGAGCAGUGCCACAGGCUGAUUGCCUCCAUGCCACGCCGCAUUGAUGCAAAAGGAGGCCCAACCAAGUAUUGAGUGCAUAGAAACGAACAUACUUUUCAGAAGUCUGACAGUUCUCUUUGAAAUAUCCUUUUUUUAUUGAUCUUAUGUAAUAUUCUAAUUUUCUGAGACACAGAAUUUUGGGUUUUCCUUAUCUGUAAGCCAUAAUCAUCACAAUUUCAAGAAAUAAAGGCUUGAAAUAUUUCACUAUGUGUGAGGAAUCUAUAUAAUAUAUGGGGUUCACUUUCUGAACUGAGUGACAAAAAAUAUUGACCUUUUUCAUGAUAUUCUAAUUCUUGAGAUGUACCGGUACAUUUUUUGUUGGGGGUGGUAGGAGUGUUACAUUAAAAAUAAAUGAUUAUACCUGUCUUUUUUUGUCAAUUCA
Hemibagrus wyckioides is the source of this 2685-nucleotide messenger RNA. Its product is annotated as programmed cell death 1 ligand 1-like. Gene Ontology annotation, biological process: immune response; cellular response to lipopolysaccharide; T cell costimulation. The coding region runs from base 46 to 567 and encodes 173 amino acids. NCBI's taxonomy places the organism in Eukaryota, Metazoa, Chordata, Actinopteri, Siluriformes, Bagridae. The transcript is spliced from 4 exons. The record is from RefSeq and is a predicted model, not a curated record. Gene Ontology annotation, cellular component: external side of plasma membrane.